Ipomoea triloba (trilobed morning glory) is the source of this 3464-nucleotide messenger RNA. Its product is annotated as glycine dehydrogenase (decarboxylating), mitochondrial. The transcript is spliced from 15 exons. Gene Ontology annotation, molecular function: glycine binding; pyridoxal phosphate binding; glycine dehydrogenase (decarboxylating) activity. Lineage: Eukaryota; Viridiplantae; Streptophyta; Magnoliopsida; Solanales; Convolvulaceae. The record is from RefSeq and is a predicted model, not a curated record. Gene Ontology annotation, cellular component: mitochondrion; chloroplast envelope; glycine cleavage complex. The coding region runs from base 112 to 3252 and encodes 1046 amino acids. Gene Ontology annotation, biological process: glycine decarboxylation via glycine cleavage system.
AUGGCCUUUAAGUAAACGGAGCAAAUUAAAGCUUCUUCUUCUUCCUUUCUUCCUUUCAUCCUCUCCGGGUGAUUCUGUAAAAAAUUCUUGGAUUUUCUUGAAUUUCCGGCCAUGGAGCGUGCUCGCAAGCUUGCGAACCGGGCGAUUCUCCGGCGGUUGGUUCACGAGGCGAAACAGCUUCGCGCGAAAACGCCGCCGCCGCCACAGGCGGCGGCGUUGCACCGGCCGUCGAGGUAUGUUUCCUCGUUAGCGCCGUGCGCAAUGUACGAAAACCAGCGGAGGUACGUCGCCGGAGGCGGGUUUCCGGCGAGCCAGCAGCAGCAGAGGCGGUCGAUUUCCGUGGAGGCGUUGAAGCCGAGCGACACUUUCCCGCGGCGGCACAACUCGGCGACGCCGGAGGAGCAGUCGAAGAUGGCGGACUUUUGCGGGUUCCAAAGCCUGGAUGCUUUGAUAGACGCCACCGUGCCUCACUCCAUCCGUAUAAAGUCCAUGGAGUUCCCCAAGUUCGACCAGGGCCUUACCGAGGCUCAGAUGAUUGAGCACAUGAAGAACCUAGCUUCAAAAAACAAGGUUUUCAAGUCCUACAUAGGAAUGGGAUACUAUAACACCUUUGUCCCCCCUGUAAUCCUAAGAAACAUCAUGGAAAACCCCGGCUGGUACACUCAAUAUACCCCAUACCAGGCUGAAAUUUCCCAGGGCCGCCUGGAAUCCUUGCUGAAUUUCCAAACCAUGAUUACUGACCUCACAGGCCUCCCCAUGUCCAAUGCCUCAUUGUUAGAUGAGGGCACCGCUGCAGCUGAGGCAAUGGCUAUGUGCAACAAUAUUCUCAAAGGGAAAAAGAAAACUUUCAUCAUUGCUAGCAACUGUCACCCCCAGACCAUUGAUAUCUGCAAGACCCGGGCCGAUGGGUUCGAGCUCAAGGUGGUCACAGCUGAUCUCAAGGACAUUGAUUACAAGAGCGGGGAUGUUUGUGGCGUGUUGGUUCAGUACCCCGGGACCGAGGGCGAGGUUUUGGACUAUGGGGAGUUCAUAAAGAAUGCCCAUGCCCAUGGGGUGAAGGUUGUGAUGGCAUCUGAUUUGUUGGCUUUGACAAUGCUUAAGCCUCCGGGUGAAUUGGGUGCUGAUAUUGUGGUUGGGUCUGCUCAGAGGUUUGGGGUUCCCAUGGGGUAUGGAGGGCCCCAUGCUGCUUUCUUGGCCACAUCUCAAGAGUACAAGAGAAUGAUGCCUGGAAGGAUUAUUGGUGUUAGUGUUGAUUCCUCUGGGAAGCCUGCUCUGCGUAUGGCAAUGCAGACUAGGGAGCAGCAUAUUCGUAGGGACAAAGCUACAAGCAACAUUUGCACUGCCCAGGCAUUGCUUGCCAAUAUGGCUGCCAUGUAUGCUGUUUAUCAUGGACCUGAAGGGCUUAAAACAAUUGCACAACGUGUUCAUGGUCUUGCUGGAACAUUUGCAACUGGGCUGAAAAAGCUGGGGACAGCAGAAGUACAGGAUCUUCCCUUCUUUGACACUGUGAAGGUUAAGUGCACUGAUGCAAACGCAAUUGCUGAAGCUGCAUACAAAAAUGAGAUUAACUUGCGGGUUGUGGACAGCAAUACUAUCACCGUGUCGUUUGAUGAGACAACCACCUUAGAAGAUGUAGACAAACUGUUUAAAGUUUUUGCUGGUGGAAAGCCGGUGUCAUUCAGUGCUGAAUCCAUUGCAGCAGAAGUUCAAAACAAGAUCCCUACUGGGCUUGUAAGGGAGAGUCCAUUCUUAACUAACUCAAUAUUCAACAUGUACCACACCGAGCACGAGUUGCUUAGGUACCUUCAUAGACUGCAAGCAAAGGACUUAUCUCUGUGCCAUAGCAUGAUUCCUCUUGGAUCCUGUACUAUGAAGUUGAAUGCUACCACAGAGAUGAUGCCUGUCACCUGGCCUGGCUUUACAGAUAUUCACCCGUUUGUUCCCGUUGAACAGGCUGCAGGAUAUCAGGAAAUGUUCGACGAUUUGGGUGCCCUGUUGUGUACAAUUACAGGAUUUGAUUCCUUCUCCCUGCAACCAAAUGCUGGUGCUGCUGGAGAGUAUGCUGGACUGAUGGUUAUUCGUGCAUAUCAUCAGGCAAGAGGUGAUCAUCACCGCGAUGUAUGCAUCAUACCUGUAUCAGCACACGGAACAAAUCCCGCAAGUGCUGCCAUGUGUGGGAUGAAAAUCGUUGCUGUUGGGACUGAUGCGAAAGGAAACAUUAACAUUGAGGAAUUAAGGAAGGCUGCUGAGGCAAAUAAGGAUAACCUGGCUGCUCUCAUGGUUACGUAUCCUUCCACUCAUGGAGUGUAUGAGGAAGGCAUUGAUGAGAUAUGCAAGAUAAUUCAUGACAAUGGUGGCCAAGUUUACAUGGAUGGAGCCAAUAUGAAUGCACAGGUUGGUUUGACAAGCCCGGGUUUUAUUGGUGCCGAUGUUUGCCAUCUAAAUCUCCACAAAACGUUCUGCAUUCCUCACGGUGGAGGCGGUCCUGGCAUGGGUCCUAUUGGUGUGAAGAAGCAUUUGGCACCAUUUUUACCCUCACACCCUGUGGUACCAACGGGAGGAAUCCCAUCCCCCGACAAGAGCCACCCUCUUGGUACUAUCUCUGCUGCACCUUGGGGUUCUGCUCUUAUCUUGCCGAUAUCAUAUACCUACAUUGCCAUGAUGGGCUCCAAGGGACUUACUGACGCAUCAAAGAUAGCUAUAUUGAAUGCUAACUACAUGGCUAAGCGUUUGGAGAAGCACUACCCCAUUCUAUUCCGCGGUGUCAAUGGAACCGUUGCUCAUGAAUUCAUUGUUGACUUGAGGGGCUUUAAGAACACUGCUGGAAUUGAGGCUGAAGAUGUUGCUAAACGUCUUAUGGACUAUGGAUUUCACGGGCCAACCAUGUCGUGGCCUGUCCCUGGCACGCUAAUGAUUGAGCCAACCGAAAGUGAGAGCAAGGCUGAGUUAGAUAGGUUCUGUGACACACUUAUCUCCAUCAGAGAAGAAAUUGCACAGAUCGAGAAAGGCAAAUUCGAUAUUAACAACAAUGUUCUUAAGAAUGCUCCUCAUCCUCCCUCGCUACUUAUGGCGGAUGCAUGGACAAAACCGUACUCUAGGGAGUAUGCUGCCUUCCCUGCUCAAUGGCUCAAGACUGCCAAAUUCUGGCCAACUACAGGGCGUGUGGACAACGUGUAUGGAGACCGAAACCUUAUCUGCACCCUUCUUCCGGUAUCACAGAUGGUGGAAGAUGAGGCUGCAGCUUCUGCUUAAACUCCUCCAUGAUGAAGCAAAGGUUUCCCUUCAAAGAAAGACAGAAAAAGAGAAAAAAAAAUGUCACUUCUUUUCUUGUAUAUACAAAUUACAUUUGAAAUACACUCCCUAGUGAGCUUUGGCUGAUGAUUUCAAUAUUCCUAUUCCUCACUUGAUGAACAGCUGCUCUGUUAACUAUUGUUGAUAAUUGCAGCUUUCAGUUGUUGUAUUUA